GACGGUGUCACAUUACAAUACAGUGGUGCUGUGUGCCCAUGCAACCUAAUUUGUGCUUUGUGUUAGUCGCUCGUUAUAAAAAAAGAAUGUUCACGUUGGUGGUAGUUACAACCCCACUCACCUUAAGCUUAUUAUCGCGAUAUAUGGUAGUCGAUCAUUUACAAAAUCACUAACGUUAAAUGGUUUCAGCUUCAUUGCUGUGAACAGUACACCCUGAAACGAAGGUGCUGGAAUGCGCGUCGACGGCUGCUAGGUAAUCCAAUUACUCCCUUUACUAUAGUAUUUAGUUUGAUAGCACACAAAUAAACCAAAAGCUAUUAUAUUAUAAGAUAUCACUGCACGUUAAACCAUGCAUGUCAAGGAGAGCAGGAGCGUUUUUGUCUUCUUGAUCCCAGUUCAGCUGAGUUCAGUGAGCAGCAUGUUCACACAAAUCUAAUCUCAUGGGUAGGAUAAGAAAUUCAGAAGCUUGAAAUAUUUAACGAUAUUAGCGAAACGUUAUCCCAGAUUAGGCUGUUUGUGCACGAGCCCAUACUGACAGUAUUUGUGCGUGUUUUUAAGCAGCUAUGUCUUCAGAGUUCACUCUCGAUAUCCAGCUGACAGAGUUGGGGUUUUCAAGCUGGGAUUUCCCUCUCUGCGAGCCGCAGAGUGUUAAAGAGACAUUUUUGCCAACACAGAACAGCAUCGAGAAGUCAUCACCUGGGACUCCAAAAAGCCAUGAGGAUGCCAGCAUUGUCCCGAGUGGAUCUGCUGAAAAUAGUGUUCUACAAGACCAUCAAUAUUCCUCCCCUGUCAAACAGAACUCUACAAUUAUUACUGAAAAACCCCAAGACGGUUUAACAGCGGUUAACGUAGAGGAUAGGGAGAAAAUAAUUUUUAAUAAGUGGAAGGUAAGAAAAAGAAGAACGUUUGCAGAGGGGAGAAACAGUGACAGAGAGCAAUCUAGAGAAGACGAUACGAGUACCAAUGAAAAGGAGGAAAGUGAGGAAACAAACAGUCUUCAGAUAGAUGAUCAUAUGUCUGUUGAGGAAAAAACUGAUGAGGAUGUAGAAUUCGCUUUGAGUGAUGAUGAUGAUGAUCAGGAGGAUGAAGAAGAGGAGGAGGAGGAGGAGGAGGAAGAACUGGAUGAUGAUAUUUCAUGUUCAGAGACGCCUGAAUCCGGAGAGAUUGGUGAAAAUUACUGUCAUGUGUGUGACGCUACCUUUCCCACUCUGUUCUUACUUCGAGAACACUUAAAUAUGCACACGGGGGUCCGGCCCUACCGCUGCGAUGAAUGCAGCAAGCAGUUCUGCCAGUUAGUCAACUACCGCGCACACCUCCGUUCCCACUCGCAAAAGGCCUCAAUCCACUGUAAGGUUUGCUCUACCAUCUUUGAGACAGAGGAACAACUCCAGAAGCAUUUGGAUUCGAACCAUUUCGAGGACGAGUUUUAUCAGUGUGAUUUCUGCAAGCAGAUUUUCACCGACCUAGAGGUGUGCCAAGAUCACGUGGACAAACAUAGGCAACAGGCAAAAAGACAUAUGUGUCUCAAAUGUGGUUCUAGUUUUCGUAAGCGCAAGUCUCUUCUUCGGCACUUGGAAGGGCACAGCAGAGGCGUCUUCUCAUGCUCUGACUGCGACCGGACGUACUCCAGUAAGGCUUCCCUGUUGCGCCACAGCUUCUCCCACUCGGGCCUCCUGCCGUAUACGUGUCUAAAGUGCAAACGGCAUUUUCGUUUACCGUCUCUUUACCGAAAUCACGAUUGUAAGCCAGAGCACAUCCAGUGCAUGGCCUGUUUGGUUUUCUUUCAGAGUUCGGAGGACUUUGACAAGCAUAAGAAGGACACAGGAUGCUGGGGUCAUCAGGGGGCCAUGUCUUCAACGACGGAUGAGAUCCGGUGCAUGGAGUGUGGCCAGGUGUGCGCGAGCGUGGAGGAAUUAAAGCAGCAUGGGAGCACUCACCAAAGGGUCCUGAAAUGUGCUGAAUGCGGGAUGGGUUUCCGAUCGUCCCUCAUGCUUAUGUCACACAUGGGAGGACAUGCAGCGCAGCGGCCUUGUCUCUGUAAAGACUGUGGCUUGGGCUUUCCACAUCAACAGGGUUAUGACAGCCACCUUAAAACGUGUGGACUGGUGACUCCACCAGUGCCUACAACAAAGAAACCUAAACCGAAAGAAAUCUCCUCUCCACAACAAGCGAAACUAAUCAUCCCUAACGUUGUCUUCCAAACUGUUGGUCAGGACUCAAACCUCAUCACAUUGUCACAUAACAAGGUGGCCCACGUGAUCCCAUUGGGGGACCAAAAACAGCCUGCUGAUGGUGUGUGGAAGUUUACUUUACCUAAAGACCCUCCUCCAGGCAUUCCCUUGGUCAUGAUUUUGCCUGUUCCUGCUUCACAGUCCUUAUCUACCUCAGAUCCUACCAAAAUCUCGCAAAACAUUUUACCUUCAUCUCUAGUCUUAAAAACACCAUCUCCUGCUCCAUGUGUUAUAUCCAUGCCAGUGGUCCCAACCAGUCCUGUUAUUUGUAAAGAGGCACAGAAAGACAACGCGGGACAGAGUCGAACCAACAUUCCUGCAAAUAUACUGAUACCAAUGGAAGGCGAUAACGGUACCGCUAGAAAGACGUGGACCAUCUUGGAAGAUAAGAAAUCUAAUGUUGGUAAACAGGCGGCAGAUGUGGUUGUGCUAAAUCAGGGUUGUUCAAUCAGACUGAAUGUUACUGCACAUUCGGAGGCAGAGGGUGAGCAGAAAAGUUUGAAAAACCAACCGAACACACUGAUAAGUGAUGAAAAACAUGAGAAUGUUAAAGACAGCGACUCUUCACUUGUAUUAGCAGAAGCAGAAGAAAUUGCUUUUGAUAAAGGUCAGCUCAAAAAUUCCAGUGAAGAUCAAAGACUUUGCAAAGAAACCGUGCAAGAGGGAAACAUGUGUGAUGUAGAGGUGGAAGUGGAUCAAGAAGUGGAGAUUGGUGAUGAAGACAGUGGCGUGGAUAUUUCAGAGGGUGAGCUUCAUGAAUGUGUGACUUGUGGGCAGGUUCUUCCUGAAAAAGAUAUGAUCCAACAUUUUAUGAAGCAUGCAGCCGUCUCUGACUCUCCUAAUAAAUGUGCCACACACACUACAGACCACUCCCCUUCAUGUAGCCCAUCAAGAAAAAGACAAAGGUCUGAAACAGAGCUCUGAUAAUGAAUUCAAGAGUGAUAAUGUAGACCUUAUAAUUCUGCACUAGAAAGUCUUUUUAUUCUUUUUUUCCCCUUUUUUAUUGGAACAUUUGAGUAAUGUUGCCACCUUUUCCAUUCCGUUAGAAAAUAUUUUUCUCUUAUUUUUUUACGUUCUAAAAUGUAUGUAUUAUAAAACUGAAUGUGUUUUGUGUUAAUUGACUCUGAUUUUAUUGAUUCGUUGAUUUUACUGUAUGUCAGUACAUUUACUCCACAAAUAAGCUGCAAUAAAUGUAGAUUGGGACAUAGGGAAAAGCUUUUGUUUUGUUCAUACUACAGCUAGUGUCAUUAGAGAAUUAACAAUCAUGUGGAAAUAGCUUUCAUUAUAUGCUGCAAAUUUUCCACUGCGACACAUUGAAAUAAUUUCGAAACCACAGAGUGGCAAUAACUACAUUUUCCUUUUAUUGUUAUUAAUACUGUUUUUCUUUUGUAAGUAAUGUUUCAUAGUAAACUUUGUUUGAUCUAAUCACCUUUUAUGGUAGCUCUUUUGUGUUGGGUUGUUGGGACUAGCCUGCACUUUAGUCUUUUUCAGAUUAUAAAUCAUAUAGUGUGAAUGUGUACUGUUUCCUCUACCCUUUACUUUCUAAUAGGAAUUGGAACUAAAGUGUUAAAAAAAAUUAUUUUCAUAGCCAAAUGUUUGAAUGGUGGCCCAGACUAAAUUAUGUCUAGUAUA
Triplophysa rosa is the source of this 3863-nucleotide messenger RNA. Its product is annotated as zinc finger protein 197. The record is from RefSeq and is a predicted model, not a curated record. The transcript has 4 exons. The coding region runs from base 564 to 3155 and encodes 863 amino acids. Lineage: Eukaryota; Metazoa; Chordata; Actinopteri; Cypriniformes; Nemacheilidae.